Molecule: messenger RNA, 1002 nt
Organism: Acomys russatus (golden spiny mouse)
Lineage: Eukaryota; Metazoa; Chordata; Mammalia; Rodentia; Muridae
Product: membrane-spanning 4-domains subfamily A member 4A-like
Exons: 7
Coding region: 180-902 (240 amino acids)
Cellular component (GO): membrane; Golgi apparatus
Source: RefSeq, a predicted model, not a curated record
GAUUCUCAGUAGUAACCUUUAGGAUUUUGAAAACAUACUGGACUUAAGCGUGGUGACACACUGGCUGUGGGCAAGUCAUUGCGUCUGAACAAAGAACCCGAGGCACGGCCCUAGAGUCUGGUCCUCAUCUGACACUCCACAGGCUGUCCUGUUGAUAAGAAAGCACUGUUUCUGCCAUCAUGAUAACCAUACAAGGAAUAGAACAGCCUGCACUGGAAGCUGGUUAUGGCACACAGCAGCUGGGACAGCCUUUAUAUGUGAAUUCACAUUCAUGGAAAAGAAUGACAGAAAAGUUCUUGAAGGGAGAACCCAAAGUCCUUGGGGUUGUACAACUCAUGAUCGCUUUCAUGAAUAUCACCAUAGGAAUCAUAAUGAUAAGUGUCACUGUGCCAUUUGGUGGAAUACCCCCUGUGUCAGUGUACAUAGGAUACCCCAUUUGGGGGUCCCUCAUGUUUAUUAUUUCAGGAUCAUUUUCAAUUGCAGCAGCAAAAAGAACUACAAAAGGUUUGGUUCGAAGCAGCCUGGGCUUGAACAUCACCAGCGCCGUGUCUGCCUUCUCGGGGAUGAUAAUCAGCUCACUGAGCCCAGGCAUUUAUUCCUUCCAUUUAUAUUCAUGCACAUACAGAAGCUCAUCAGAAAGCUCAUCGGACAGUUGCUUCAUGGCCAACUACAUUUUAAUGGGCCUGGAUGUUGCGGUAGUCAUUUUCAGUGUGCUGGGAUUCUGCAUUUGCGUGUCCCUGUCUGCCUUUGGAUGCAGAGCAAUGUGUUGUAACCCUGGUGGGGUGAUGAUAAUUAUGCCAUCAAGUCCUCCCAUGACAGACACCUCACAUCCUGUAUCACUUCAAAAAGGUUUAGCGCCACCAGCACAGCAAGAGAAAAAUGUUCUGGAGAAUCUGCACUGAAUCUUUUUUUCUCAACAACCACACAUGGGAAAGAACAAGACUCCCAUCUCUCUCUUAGGGCAUUUAAAAGUAUGUUAAAUAAACAAGAAGACUUUAAAAU